GUCCAACCAGGGUAUCCUGUUAGACGACACUCUUCAGUUUUGCAUCAGCAGCUCCCAGGCUCGCCUGCGCAGGUUCCUCUUUCGGCCAGAUUAGCCGCUCAAUCUUCCGGAUAUUCCUCGUCUCCGUCUUCUUGGUCUCACCCCGCUCUGCGAAAGCAUUUCGCGCGUCGGUUCGCAACACCUGCCGCUUCGAAUUCUACUCCUGCAGUGAACAACACUGCCUACUCUAACCGCCCACCCGUCCCUCUGUUCAACGACAAGACGGUCAACUAUUCCGCCUUUCCGAAUCAGCACAACCAACACCUAAAGAGAAAAUACGCUUCAUAUCUACACCAUCGCCGCAUCAUGUCUACCCCCAACAUCGCUCAAGAUUUCCCUGAGCUUUUUGAUCUUCAGUCCAACCGCUUUGGGGACGAUCUCAGCUCCCCAGAGUCCAACAUGCUUUCGCCCCAGAUCAACACUUCGUUCUUCAGCCCGAUGGGAGAGGUUGCCCCUCCGGGCACCGUCUCGCCGAAGGAUCUGUUCUUCGACGCUUCGGCUCCCCCAUCGACGACUUUCACUGAUCUCAGCACUCCCCCGCUGGAUACGCCUGGCUUCUUCAGUCAGAACACAUCUCCCAUGAUCAACACUGAGAUGGAUCUGAACGCCGUGCCUGAGGAGUGGGAGUCUCUGUUCCCUCAGGAUGGGUUUUCUCUGGACCUGGAUUCGGCUGCCCUUGAGCUUGCUGCUUCGCUUCAACAGCCCAAGGCGACCGGACCCCCUCCGACUCCAGUGAUCCGUGACAGCGCCUCGCCCGCGCCGUCUGCCUCCCCUGCCCCAUCCCGUCAGGGUACCAAGCACUCCACAGUGGCCGGCGUCAAUGCGCGCCAACGGAAGCCGUUGCCUCCCAUCAAGUUUGACUCUGCCGACCCCGCCGCCAUGAAGAGGGCCCGCAAUACCGAGGCUGCUCGCAAAUCUCGUGCUCGCAAGCUCGAGCGUCAAGGCGAGAUGGAGCGCCGUAUUGAGGAGCUCGAGCGGAUGCUUGAAGAGUCCAAGCAACGCGAGGAGUACUGGCGAAGCAUGGCCAAGACUGGCACCAACUGAUCUAAAAAGUUUCUUGGGUUUUCAUUCUUUGGGUUAUGGCAUGGGGUUUUGGUUUUGGUAUCUGUAUUGUGCUCAUUGUGCUAUUCUUAUCCCUAGUGGGCUCUGUGGGCGGGGGCGUCGAGCCUCCUGUCACCACCUGUCGGAAGCAUCAUUCAGUCUCUGAGUGAUGCUUCCGACAGAUGAAAAGUUUCCUUUUGUUCUUGCGCCAUUUACUAUGGAGCUUACACAGUGUACUUUUCGGUAGAUCUGCAUCUCUGCAUCUGCUGCUGUGAUUUACUCAUCCCCAGUCAUGUACUGCGGGUCUGUUUUAUGGUUCUUCUGCCUUUUCUGUUUCUAUGGCCGGUUCUGAUGUCUCCCAC
Aspergillus vadensis CBS 113365 is the source of this 1442-nucleotide messenger RNA. It is a transcript of the gene cpcA, whose product is annotated as amino acid starvation-responsive transcription factor GCN4. Bases 346 to 1083 code for a protein of 245 amino acids. Lineage: Eukaryota; Fungi; Ascomycota; Eurotiomycetes; Eurotiales; Aspergillaceae. Gene Ontology annotation, molecular function: DNA-binding transcription factor activity. The record is from RefSeq and is a predicted model, not a curated record. Gene Ontology annotation, biological process: regulation of DNA-templated transcription. The transcript has 2 exons.